AACCUAAGUACCUAACCAAUUGAUUUGCCACCCCCAACUUUUCCACCCUCCCUGGCCUUUGCCUUCCAUUUACGAAACCCUCGGACACAACUUCUGGAACGUUCACUUGAUUAGAGUUUACAAUUUUCUUUGGAUAUAAUAAUAAUCUCAUUUGUUUUCCAAGGAAAAUUUUUCAUUCCUGUGCAAUGGGGAGGGUUUAUGGUGGAUUGGCGUCGAUUUGGUUUCUUAUGUUAAUUGCUUUUUGUGCAAGAAUCUCGUUGUCGGCGAGAUCGGAGCAAGAAAUCAGGCAAAGAUUUUAUGGCAGUUUAGUAAAUUCGUCUGCGCCGGAGAGCGGCGAUGGAAGCAUUGCCCAGAUGUUUGAUCGUGUUCUUGAGAGGGAGUUCUCUUCUGACAACGACCAGCCUGAAGGUUCCGGUGCAAGCAGCUUCAACAGCAGCGUAGCAGAUGAGCAAGCAGUAUUGGAGACUGUGGUUAAAAUUACUCACGAGAAAGCAAAGAAGAAUGAUACUCAGGAAGCUAAUGCUACCAUAUCUUCUAAAAUUCAGGAUAUGCUCAACCUUGAAAAUGAUGGUUCUGAUGACACAACCUUGAUAGACAAUGAUCACAAUCGUUAUGUGAUGUCAAAUAAGAAAUCCAAAUAUCCAGUUCUUCAAGUAGAUCUAAGGCUGAUAUCUGAUUUGGUGGUGGUUGUAGUCUCUGCUGCCAUUGGUGGAAUCAUAUUUUCCUGUCUGGGACAGCCGGUUAUCGUGGGCUAUCUUCUUGCAGGUUCACUUAUUGGACCUGGCGGUCUUCAAUUUAUCAGUGAAAUGGUGCAGGUUGAGACUUUUGCUCAAUUUGGUGUUGUUUUUCUGCUGUUUGCUUUGGGACUAGAGUUUUCUUUGACAAAGCUAAAAGUUGUAGGUCCUGUUGCUGUUUUUGGUGGACUUCUUCAAAUUGUAAUACUUAUGUUCUUGUGUGGAAGUACUGCAAUGUUGUGUGGGGCGAAGUUGUCAGAGGGAAUUUUCGUUGGUUGCUUUCUUUCAAUGUCAUCAACUGCAGUGGUGGUGAAAUUUUUGGUCGAGCGAAACAGUAAUAAUCUCCUUCAUGGUCAAGUUACAAUUGGGACGCUUAUUUUUCAGGAUUGUGCUGUUGGUUUGUUAUUUGCCUUGCUUCCAGUUCUGGGAGGUAAUAGUGGCAUUUUGCAUGGAAUGUUCUCUAUGGGGAAACUGCUGGUGACUUUGUCUGUAUAUCUUGCUUGUGCAUCCUUGUUGACCUGGUCAUUUGUUCCGCGCUUUCUGAAGCUUAUGAUACAGAUAUCAUCUCAAACAAGUGAACUGUACCAGCUUGCUGCAGUGGCUUUCUGUUUAUUGUCUGCUUGGUGCAGUGAUAAAUUGGGCCUCAGUCUUGAGUUGGGUUCAUUUGCGGCGGGUGUUAUGAUAUCAACUACUGAUUUUGCACAGCACACUUUGGAUCAGGUUGAACCAAUUCGUAAUCUCUUUGCUGCACUAUUUCUUUCUAGCAUCGGAAUGCUCAUUAAUGUGCACUUCCUCUGGACCCAUGUGGAUAUAUUGCUUGCUUCUGUUAUACUUGUGAUAGUAGUUAAAACUACUGUUGCUGCUGCUGUUACAAAGACCUUUGGAUACAAUAUUAGGACAUCAGUUGUUGUUGGUUUAUUGCUGGCACAAAUUGGAGAAUUUGCAUUUGUUCUCUUAAGUCGUGCCUCGAAUCUACAUCUUGUUGAGGGCAGGAUGUAUCUUCUUCUUCUUGGAACAACUGCUUUCAGUCUUGUAACCACUCCUGUCUUGUUCAAGCUAAUACCUGCUGUGAUGCAUCUCGGAGUUCUAAUGCACUGGUUUCCAUCAGAAAGUAGCGGGCAGACUGAGGAGAAAAUUUCCGUGAUUGAAGCUCAUAACAGAUUACUGUGAGACAAUCUCUCUGUGCUAAGGCAAUUGUAUGGGAAGCUCCAAUUAGAGGUCAGAAAUUUGUGAUUUACAGAGUUUUUGGGCCUGGCCUGGAGUACAUUUUUGCUGAUGUUUAGACCUACAAAUAGAACUACAAAUGACAAAUUGACGGAUUAUCAUGUACAUAUUCUUGCUAUACACAGACAUGCUGUAUAUAUAUAUUCAUUAAACUCUUUUAGUGGGGUAUGUCGUACCCUGAGAUCAGUACAUCAGCCGUAUAGUUUGGGCUCCUUUGCUUCUUUCUAGUUUUGAACUAGAUUACAAUAGUGAUUGGUUGUAAGGAAAUUUUGACAUCUUGAAUGCAAGUGUUUGGAUUUUGAUAUUUGCAGCCAAA
This is a messenger RNA of Coffea eugenioides, 2274 nucleotides long. RefSeq names its product K(+) efflux antiporter 5. The coding region runs from base 186 to 1904 and encodes 572 amino acids. Gene Ontology annotation, biological process: proton transmembrane transport; potassium ion transmembrane transport. NCBI's taxonomy places the organism in Eukaryota, Viridiplantae, Streptophyta, Magnoliopsida, Gentianales, Rubiaceae. The record is from RefSeq and is a predicted model, not a curated record. Gene Ontology annotation, molecular function: potassium:proton antiporter activity. The transcript has 20 exons. Gene Ontology annotation, cellular component: membrane.